Messenger RNA from Mesorhabditis spiculigera, 1263 nucleotides. The record is from the annotation of a GenBank genome assembly. NCBI's taxonomy places the organism in Eukaryota, Metazoa, Nematoda, Chromadorea, Rhabditida, Rhabditidae.
AUGGCUCGGUGUAUGGUAUUCUUCGUCUCGGUGCUAGGAGUUGUUGCGGCUAAGGGUCUCCCUUAUCCGAGCAUUCCCGAGUGCGGGGACAACCAGGUUCAUCAGGACUGCCAGCCUCAAUGCCAGCCAAAAUGUGGCCAGCCUUACCACUGCGAUGUGUCGUCGUAUGUGAGCACAUGUGAGCCGGGCUGCUAUUGCAAAGAAGGCUACCUCAUCAAGAACAAUGCCGACGGAUCGACCUCGUGCGUUAAGAAAAGCCAGUGCGGCUAUCCGGCCCCGACCCCGGCACCGGCUGGCUGCAUGCAGACAUGCUCCCCACUGUACGAAUUCGAGGACUGCUGCGAAGUCAAGUGCAGUCGCAACGGAUAUCCUGUGGGGCCUAUCGUGAGCUGCACCGAGACACCGACGAAAUCGAUGUGCGAGUGCGCUGAGGGCACGAUUAUUUUGCUCAGCGAAAAUGGCUUCAAUGUCUGUGUGCCGGCCGAGACUGCAGAGUGCACGACAACGACCGUGACCACAACUCCCACGACUACUGAGACCACGACGACGCCUACCACAACCACGCACUGCGCGCCGGUGAAGUAUGAGUUCGGCUCGGACUGCCGGUAUGUCUGCGGUGGCUACGAUACCCGCUCUGUGACGUGCGACACCGAGCCCAAGGAGCUCGACACCUGCGUCUGCCCCGAUGACUGCGACUCCGUGCCAUUCAACGAGGGCGACAUCUGCGUCCCAAGGGAUCAGACAGUCUGCGCAACCACGCCGACAGUGCCUCCAGUUACGACUCCCUGCCAACCGGAUAUCUACAAGUAUGAUGGCUGCCACUACGAUUGUGCCACCGACUGUGUCGACACUUGCGGAGAACUCGUGAGAACCCCCGACUGCAAUCUGCGUGCCGCAGGGAGAAAAGGACCAAUGCCCGCCGCCAACGGAAGCACCGACCCCUCUCCGAGUACAACAACCGAGACUACCACCACAGAAGCGACGACCACUACCACCACUGAAGCAUCCACCACAACCACGACACCAGCGCCAACUGAGUGCCCCCACAAGGUCACGGUCUACAGCUGCACCCCGCAAUGUACCUGGGACUGCAAGAAGAAGGCGCUGUCCGGGAGUUGCAAGGCAGAGAAGUGCCCGCUAGAGGAGAUUUGCGGCUGCCCCGAGGGUAGCGUUUUGGUGCCGUACAGCGGCGGAUACGCUGCACCUGGCCAAGUCUGCGUCACCAAGAGCUGCCCAUCACGCGGAUAUGCCAACCCAGCUCAC